Emiliania huxleyi CCMP1516 is the source of this 491-nucleotide messenger RNA. RefSeq lists its product as hypothetical. The transcript is spliced from 2 exons. Gene Ontology annotation, molecular function: RNA binding. NCBI's taxonomy places the organism in Eukaryota, Haptophyta, Isochrysidales, Noelaerhabdaceae. The coding region runs from base 52 to 417 and encodes 121 amino acids. The record is from RefSeq and is a predicted model, not a curated record.
CGACGCUGGUCCUGACGCUGCCGCCGGCCUGGCUACUUCUGCUGGCCGGGCAUGGAGGGCAAAGUCAACGAUAAGCGCACGCUGUACGUCGGUGGCCUCGAGGAGAGCGUGACGUCGGACAUCAUCCGCGCCGCGUUCGUGCCCUUUGGCGAGCUGCUGGAUGUCAACCUUCCCGUGGACUCGAGCACACAGAAGCACCGCGGCUUCGCCUUUGUGCAGUUUGAUGAGCGAACAGACGCGGCGGACGCGAUGGACAACAUGGACGGCGCGGAGCUGUUUGGGCGCGUCCUGAAGGUCAACGUCGCAAAGCCCGACGCGACAGGGCGGGGCUCGCACCGGCCUGUGUGGGAGACGCGUGCUGACGACUUCUUCAACAAGGCCGACGGCGAGGGGGGCGACGAUGCAGGCGGCUCGUGACGCGGCGCGGUGGCAUUCGUGCGGGGAUGGCAGAGUACAGUGUCUACAUAUUUUUUGAGUUUGUUUACCAUGCA